AUGUCGUCUUCAGCGCAGUGGGCGCUGGACUACCUCGAACAGCUGCCUGGUGCCACAUUUACCAAGUUGUACCAGCAGCCAUCCACAGCACUCGCCAUAUUCCGUCGAAUGCUGCCUCACCUGGCCAAGACGCUCGUGAUGGCGAUGCUGUACAUGCCGACACCCUUCGCAGCAGCAGAUUUGGACACGUGGAUACGGCCGGACAUGCCGAGUCAGCAGGCGAGAGACAAGGCGCUGAGCACACUAUCGCGGCUGCGGAUCCUCUUCGAUGAGCAGGACAAUGGAAAGCUUACGUAUAAGCUAUCGCCCGCGUAUGGAAAGAGUCUGCGGUUGGCGUUGACGGGAGGUGGCGAUCAUAGAUCAUUCGGUGUGCCCUGCUCGACACCAGACAAGACGCCCAUCUCGAUCGACUACCUGGACACUUUUGCGCGGAGACAAUGGGAGGCCAUACUGUAUUAUGUGGUAGGCAGCGCGAACCGCGCUCUGUCUGGCGAAGUGGACAUCUCGGCUGGCACGAAGUCGCUGCUGCAAUCGGGCGAGUUCGUUAACUUGAAGGGCGGUGGAAAGCAGAGGAUGAUCAGCACGACAGGAUUCACGUUUCUCCUCCAAGAUGUGAAUGCUCAGGUGUGGUCAUUGUUGAUCGUUUACCUGGAGGCAUCGUCCUCGCUCCGCAUGGACCCCGUCGAAGUCCUCUCCUUCCUCUUCACCCUUGGCUCCCUCGAGCUAGGGAUCUCCUACAGCACCGCGAACCUCACACCAACCCAGAAACACAUGCUCGACGACCUCGCAGACUUCGGUCUCGUCUACCGCCGCACUCCCGACUCCCAACGCUACUACCCAACCCGCCUCGCCACAACCCUCACCUCCGACGCUCCCGCCCUCACAAACAACAGUCUGAUGAAGACAACCGUCGCGACCGGCGACCCAUCAACCGACUUCGCCGCCUCCGCCUCCGACGAGAAAGGUUUCAUCAUCCUCGAGACCAACUACCGCCUCUACGCCUACACUUCCUCCCCACUCCUCAUCUCCAUCCUCUCCCUCUUCGCCAGCCUAAACACUCGCUACCCGAACCUCAUAACCGCAAAGAUAACAAAAGCAUCCACCCAAGCCGCCAUAGCCGCUGGCAUAACCUCCGACCAAAUCAUCGACUACCUCACAACCCACGCACACCCCGUACUCAGGCGACAAGCCGCAGUCAACGAUGCGCCGAUCCUCCCACCGACUGUGGUCGAUCAGAUAAAAUUAUGGCAGAUGGAAGGCGAGAGGAUGGAGGCGACGAAGGGGUACUUGAUCAGGGACAUUGGAAGCCAGGAGGAGUACGACAAGGCAGUGAACUAUGCCGAUGCGAUCGGAGUGUUGGCGAAAGAGUUCAGGCACAAGGGUAGUUUCUUCGUGACGAGGAUGGAGCAGAUGCAGAGCUACUUCAAGAACGAGGCCGCCAAAAAGAAGGAGAGGAAAGAAGCUGCCGAGAGGCAGAAGAUAGGUAUUGCAUAA
Molecule: messenger RNA, 1494 nt
Organism: Fulvia fulva
Lineage: Eukaryota; Fungi; Ascomycota; Dothideomycetes; Mycosphaerellales; Mycosphaerellaceae
Product: General transcription and DNA repair factor IIH subunit TFB2
Exons: 2
Coding region: 1-1494 (497 amino acids)
Biological process (GO): nucleotide-excision repair
Cellular component (GO): transcription factor TFIIH core complex; transcription factor TFIIH holo complex
Molecular function (GO): ATPase activator activity; double-stranded DNA binding
Source: RefSeq, a predicted model, not a curated record